UGGUGAUCUCAAAUCGAGAAUAAAUAUUCAAAAUUAAAUAAAUAAAGUAAACGAAGAUGAAAUAAAAGAAAAUGUUGAUGAAAUUGCUAAUAAUAUAAUAGAAAUAGUCAAACAAUGAUAAACAUACUCACUUACAUUGGAAUGAGCCUACAGUCUGAAGUAUGCCUGUGGACAGUUCUUGGCAUUUUGCGGACAAUUUUCGACGCAACGCUGUUCAAAGUGAACGCUAAUCUUAAACAGGUAUGGAACAUGAAAAUGCCAGAAGAGCUAUCAUUGCACGUGCAACGCGUUCUAAGGACGACAAUAUGUGGUGUGAUGCUUGUGCAGUGUUUCACGGUAUAUGUCUAUCUGGCCUCGUAUAUUGUCCUCCUAUAUCCAGUAUUUUUGGAGGAACGCCCAACUCUGGUGCUGCCUUGGCUUCUGCUUGCAGCAAUAAGAAAUUUUCUUUGCGAACUGACAAGCUUGGCUUUAGGCCUUGGAACAUGCGUUCUUCUGGGACCAGCGAGACCUCCUUGCAUAAAAUUUCUAAUUGGCAAACUCAUCUCUAUUAUGCCAGCGUUUUAUAUGUGGAUGCUUAUAUUUAGUUACUAUCAUUAUUUAAAAAUGACAUCGGCGUUUAAAACAUUUCCUGCAGUAUCGCCCACAAAAGAUUACGACUAUGGAUUAGAACUGGCUGUGCGUAGACGUCGAACUAAAUCAUUACAAGGUGAAGAUCAAUUGCGAAAAAAACUUAUUGCCAGCUUCUAUGGAGAACGAGCCCCAUCGAUUGACAGAGUAUUAACCCAAUCAAUAGUAAAACUAAGUGAAACAUUUCAAAACUCAUCAAGCAAUGAAGACAUUGAAUCUGUUGGUAUAGAUAGGCCAUGUCCCUUGUCCGUUAUUUCUAACAGAACAAUAUCUGAUAUAGGCACAUACGAGGACUGGUUUGGCAGUGAAGUAGUUGUACCACGUGAUACUGACCGCAUUCUAGAACAAUUUGUAUUAAUGUUACUACGUAUAGGUGUUUUUAAGAAAAAAGAUAAUGUUGAUCCUGUUAAGCUUUUUUCAAAUUCUCAAGCAUUCUUGCCACAGCGUAUUGAGUGCCCCGCAAUUUCCACUGAAGAUUCAGAUACUCCGCCUCUUGUGGGAAGUAACAAAGGCAAAGUCGCAUCUUAUCUACGAGACUAUCCGCAAAUAUUUAUGAAAAAGCCCUCAGAUUUAUUUGGGUCAUUAAAUUCACCUGAAAGUAGACCUCAAAAUAAUACCGCUCAAAAUGAUAAUAUUAAUAGCCAGAGUUCACAAUGUGUCGAAUCAACUAAAGAAAAUUCAUUGGAUACUGUUAGCUUUAAUCAAGAAAACAAGGAAACAAUUCCAAAAAAUAAUAGUAAAACUCUUAUACAUUCACAUGACGAAAUUUUAGAAUAUUUUGAUAAGGAUGAGAAACACAUAGAAAAUAUAGAUAAUCUCGAACCGGAAACUACUAAAAUAAAAAUAGAGUCAACAGAGAGUUUUGAAAGUGUGAUUAAUAGAAUGAAGGUUCGAAUAGCUCUCAAUGAAGUAUCUGAUGAUGAAAUUAUCGGAAUGAAUUCUUCAACUGACAUUGGUAACAAUAAUCGUGUUAAAAGUGACAGUUAUGAUAAAUCUUCUAUAAAGCCGAAAACACGGAAGAACGAAGAUUCUGACGCUAAGUAA
Molecule: messenger RNA, 1671 nt
Organism: Vanessa atalanta (red admiral)
Lineage: Eukaryota; Metazoa; Arthropoda; Insecta; Lepidoptera; Nymphalidae
Exons: 5
Coding region: 115-1671 (518 amino acids)
Source: RefSeq, a predicted model, not a curated record